Messenger RNA from Rosa chinensis, 2077 nucleotides. RefSeq names its product rust resistance kinase Lr10-like. Lineage: Eukaryota; Viridiplantae; Streptophyta; Magnoliopsida; Rosales; Rosaceae. The record is from RefSeq and is a predicted model, not a curated record. Gene Ontology annotation, molecular function: polysaccharide binding; ATP binding; protein kinase activity. The transcript has 3 exons. The coding region runs from base 23 to 1861 and encodes 612 amino acids. Gene Ontology annotation, biological process: protein phosphorylation.
CAUUAGUGUUAAUACUUCAGAAAUGCAGCAAACUCUCAUCUCUUUCUUUUGCUUCGUCUUCCUGGUUUUCUCAUCCAAAGUCCUUUGUGAAAACCAAAACACCUGCAGAGAAUUGAAGUGUCGGAAACAUGGCCCAGCUAUCCGAUUCCCUUUUAGCCUCAAAGGUAGCCACCCAGAAAAUUGUGGGUAUCCUGGGUUUCUUGUUUCCUGCAAUGAAAAGCGGGAAACCAUUCUUGAGCUGCCAAUCCCAGUCAAAUUCGCAAUAAAAACCAUAGACUAUGAGAAUCAGUAUAUCCAGCUAUAUGACCCAGAAAAUUGCUUGCUGGUGAAGCUAUUGAAAGUCUACAACAUGCCAAUCUCUCCCUUCAACUACUCAGAAUACCAGAUGACUAACAUUACUUUAUUCAAUUGUUCUUCAGCUGAAAGGCAACUGGCGAACAAUAAAGUCCCCUGUUUUGAAGGCCCUGCUGGCUACCAAAUUUAUUCGCUUGAUUCGGAGGAGGAGGAGGAGGAGGACACCAGUCUCAUUCCCCUUCUGUCUUGCACAAAGAUGUAUGAUUAUUCAUCAGUUCCAUACAGCUCGUAUAAGCCUGCAAAUCUUCAUGUGGAAUGGUCAGAACCAAGUUGUAAACGAUGCGAAGCACAGGGCAACAAAUGUGGACUGAAGAAAAAUGGCACCGAAAGUACUGAAAUUGAAUGCCUUUAUAGGAAAGGAGGUUCACAAAAAAAGUUAUUAGUAGCAACAGGUGCAUCCCUGGGUUCAUUUGUACUCGUACUACUUGUCGCUGCAGUUUAUCAUGUCUACAGUUCUGACAGGAAAGAAAAAGAGAAUCAAUUAAAGAUUGAAGUAUUUUUAGAGGAUUACAGAGCACUCAAACCAAGCAGGUAUUCUUAUGCAGAUAUUAAGAGGAUUACAAAUCAAUUCAAGGAAAAAUUAGGCCAAGGAGCCUAUGGGACUGUUUUUAAGGGAGAACUUUCUGCUGAAUGUUUUGUUGCGGUGAAAGUCCUCAAUAGUACUAAGGGGAAUGGGGAAGAGUUUGUAAAUGAAGUAGGAACAAUGGGACAUAUCCACCAUGUCAAUGUGGUUCGAUUGGUUGGAUUCUGUGCGGAUGGAUUUAGACGAGCUCUUGUUUAUGACUUCUUACCUAAUGGUUCACUACAAGAUUUCUUAUCAUCAGCAGGCAAUAACAAUUCUUUCCUGGGUUGGGGUAAGUUGCAAGAUAUUUCUCUUGGAAUAGCAAAAGGAAUUGAAUAUCUGCACCAAGGAUGCAAUCAACAGAUCCUACAUUUUGAUAUCAAACCCCAUAAUGUUUUGCUAGACCAUAACUUCAACCCAAAGAUUUCUGAUUUUGGUUUGGCCAAGUUAUGUUCCAAGGAUCAAAGUAUAGUGUCAAUGACUACCGCCAGGGGAACGAUGGGGUACAUUGCACCUGAAGUGUUCUCCAGGAACUUUGGAAAUGUGUCCUAUAAGUCAGAUGUCUAUAGCUAUGGAAUGGUACUGCUUGAGAUUGUAGGAGGGAGAAGGAACUUUGGUUCAACCACAGAGAACACCAAUGAAGUUUACUACCCAGAAUGGAUCUAUAAUCUUCUUGAAGAAAAAGUUGACCUACCUAUCAAUGUAAGGGAAGAAGGAGAUGCUAAAAUUGCAAAGAGACUUGCAAUUGUAGGUCUUUGGUGCAUUCAAUGGCACCCUGCAGAUCGUCCUUCUAUGCAAAGGGUGGUUCAGAUGUUGGAAGGAGGAGAAAACUUAACCAUGCCUCAAAAUCCUUUUGCCUCUCAGGGUCCAGCAGGAACAAAUACAAGUGCACCUUCAAGAAAUUUAAAUCUCCAACUAGAAGUAAUUCCUGAGUUAGAACAGUAAUAUCUAUGUUUAGAGACUAUAUACAUACUUAAUGUGUGUUAAGUAGUCAAUUGAGUUAUCUGUGCAUGAGUCCCAUAGAAAUGUAUUUAGGUAGUUCUAAAAUUGUCAGUUUAGUUCUCAUAUUUCAAGUUUGGAUUCUGAAUACACUAUUUACCCUAUAGGGUAUCUAAGGUACUACUUAUAUGUGUUGUAUGAGCAAGCACACAUGCUUCCCUU